AUGAUCGCACAAUACGUGGACCGCGAUCACCGCAACUGGGACGAAAGAAUCCCCGAACUGCAACUGGCUUACAAUACGGCGCGACACGAGGCAACCGGUUACACACCGGCGUUCCUAAAUCUCGGGCGAGAGAUAUUCACCCCCGCACGCGUCGGCGAAGCAAGGCCCCCUCCCACUCCGCCGCCAGACGACACACGACGCUACCUCGAGGAGGCCCAUGACCUAGUACGCGUACAUCUCGCACGCGCGUUCCAGAAGCAACAAAAAUACUACAACCUCCGCCGUCGCCCAUGGCAGCCAAAAAUAGGCGAGUGGGUGUGGAAAAGAGAACACCCCCUGUCCAACAAAGCCGCCGCGUUCAAUGCCAAAUUGGCACCGAAGUUCCGAGGGCCCCUCGAGGUACGCAACAAAAUCUCGCCUGUGAUCUUCGACCUACGCGAUAGGCGCGGACGAUGGACUCGGCACGUACACGUACAAGACUUAAAACCGGCACCUCGCGAAACCGACGAGAGGGGAGACACCGAUAAGGAAGCAACCGACCCCGGAGAGGAGACCGAGGACGAGCAGCCAAACAAUAAUAAAGGAGAUGACUCGAGCGGAGAGGCAUAA
Solenopsis invicta (red fire ant) is the source of this 609-nucleotide messenger RNA. RefSeq lists its product as uncharacterized. The record is from RefSeq and is a predicted model, not a curated record. Gene Ontology annotation, molecular function: nucleic acid binding. NCBI's taxonomy places the organism in Eukaryota, Metazoa, Arthropoda, Insecta, Hymenoptera, Formicidae. The transcript has a single exon. The coding region runs from base 1 to 609 and encodes 202 amino acids.